Molecule: messenger RNA, 606 nt
Organism: Macrosiphum euphorbiae (potato aphid)
Lineage: Eukaryota; Metazoa; Arthropoda; Insecta; Hemiptera; Aphididae
Source: the annotation of a GenBank genome assembly
AUGAGAAAGGCCGCUAGUCAGAACGCCUCAAGAAUCCGCCGACCGGUCAUCCAAGCACCGAGCAGCACGACGAAUGAACGAACGGAGGAAACAAAAGGAAAACUGAACAAACCAAAACACCGACAGGCAACAUACCAGAGAGGGCAAACAUCGCACCUACCUGACAACAACAGCCGAAGGCGGACUCUGGAAGACGAGCGGAAAGCCGCUCCACACCGGCGCACCCGCACCCCCAAUCACCUCAUCCGAAACUGCCCCACAGCGGCAGGUGCGCCCCGGAGCAUUAGUAGGACGCCCACAGCACGGUUGGUCACCGUCCGGGUGAUCGAGAUUGAGAGUGAGAGGGGCCGGGCCCAGCAUCAGGAGGCGCCGCAGACCGCAAGGCUCGCAGAAGGACGAGACAACAGGAAAACGGGCAGAAGGAAAACUGGCAAACCAUCACCGGCGAGACGCAAACUCCAGUACAAAGGAAGGAGAAUUGCGAGGCACAAGACUCGAGGCCGACUGGCUAACAAGCCGGGCCGUGAAGACCACAAACGUGACUUCAAGACUGUCGGGCUGCAAAGCCGGGUCGAGAAGUCAAAAAAUGCAACCAGCGGGCCUUAA